AAUGGGCCCUGUAACACAACUGAUAGUCCUCAUCCUUACCCACUGCUUCUCGGGGGUCAUAAGUCUUGUGGGUGAAAUGCCAAUGUUUGACUACAUGUGUGCAGAGGAAGGGGUGUACCCACGGUACAACCCCUGGGACUGUGGGGCGUAUAUCCUGUGUAACACUGGUAGAGCCUAUCCAUUCCAGUGUCCCCCCGGGACGGUGUAUAGCAGGGCGAAUGGCCUGUGUGAUUGGCCCCACAAGGUGGACUUGAGACAAUGCUCCAACAAUCCUCUGGGUCGAUUCGAUCACAUGUGUAAAUGGAAUCCAGGUGCAAAACUACCAAGUCAGCUGAGCUGUUCCCAGUAUUUCGACUGUUCCCAGUCCACCAGCAGCGUCGAGUACGUUAAAUACGUCAUGGAGUGUCCGUACCCGCAGCUAUUCUCGGAUGUCCAUGGAAGAUGUUUGCACUUCAAGUUAGUUCAAUGUGGCAAGAGGCCCAUGCCCGUGGCUCCAUGCGACUAUAUCCAGUACCAGCAGAUGUGCCCUGAUCCCCGGACAUGCAUCCCCUGCCACCAACGUCACCCUAGCUGCUCCGGCCUCAUCGACGGCUACCACCCCGUCAUAUCCUCACGGAACCACUACAUGUACUGUGACUCAGGUCGGACGCUGAGUAUAGGGCAAUGUCCAGCUCGCCAAAUCUACUCCAGGGCAUCUGGGCGAUGUUCUGCAGGAAUCCAGUGA
Messenger RNA from Haliotis rubra (blacklip abalone), 724 nucleotides. RefSeq lists its product as uncharacterized. Lineage: Eukaryota; Metazoa; Mollusca; Gastropoda; Lepetellida; Haliotidae. Bases 2 to 724 code for a protein of 240 amino acids. Gene Ontology annotation, molecular function: chitin binding. Gene Ontology annotation, cellular component: extracellular region. The transcript is spliced from 3 exons. The record is from RefSeq and is a predicted model, not a curated record.